AUGCGGACCAAGCCGCCAGAGCGGCAGCGUUGCUCCACCUUCGUGCCUCGAAGGGAGAACGCGACGUUGUGGACAGGCUGGGGCAGGGAGGUGGGGAUCACGCAAGCGCACAGCCGCGUGGGGUUCGUGCAGGUCAUGUCGCAGUUCGGCGAGGUCGUGUACUGCCGCAAGCCGCCCUACUCCGGCCUCCCGGGCGAAGACUACGUGAACAUCGGCUUUGGCAGCCAGCAGGCGGCGGACCGCGCCUACCAGGAGCUCAAGGCUGGCAACGUGUACGUCGACGGCUGCCAGGUGGGCGUCGGCCAGGAGAAGAAGGAGGGGCUUAAGCCCAUAGGGGACGACCGCAGAUCGCGGUCCAGGGAGCGGCGUGGCGGAGGUGGCAGGCGCAGCCCCCCUGGGGGCUCCAGGGCCAACUUCAAGCAGAGGCACGACGAGAGGAGCCCGAGCCCGCGGACGAUGGCGCGCGAGGCCAUGCUGAAGCGGGGCGAGCGCAAGCGGAGCCGGUCCAGGCGGCGGCGCAGAAGAUCGAGCUCCAGCAGCUGAGGGGGGUACUGCCGCGGCGCGCCCGGAGAUCUGGGGGCGCGGUCCGUUGAUGGCCCGGAGGGCCAGGGGAUUCAGGAGCAUUCAUCAUGCCUGGGUGGCCGACUCCACGGAUCCCCCGCCCCCGAGCGCCGCGGCGCCCCGCCGAGCGCGGCGCGCCCCCGCGCGGCCAGCGCGGAGAGGGCCCGCUGCGAUCCCCUGCGCGGCCGGCGCGCACGGUCCCUUGGCGCCCCCCUCGUCCGACCGCGCCGGGCGCGGCUGGGCCAUCUACAGAUCCAGGCCUCCUGGAUUCGGAGGCGACGAUCCCAGGCAUGAGCGCGUCGU
Molecule: messenger RNA, 864 nt
Organism: Prorocentrum cordatum
Lineage: Eukaryota; Dinophyceae; Prorocentrales; Prorocentraceae
Source: the annotation of a GenBank genome assembly